UUAAACUAGUACAGAUAUACAUUUAGUUUCCUUCAUCAACCAGAGCCAUGACUGCUGCUGGAAUCACUAGGCUUCCGCGAAAAUCACCGCAGAUUAGGUUGCAGCUGCAUGAAGUGGGACGUUGGAUGAGCAAGCUUGCUGGGGUGAAGGAGAGAUACGGAUCGGAGAAGAAGAAAUCAUGUUGGUGGGUACCUCACCCUAGGACAGGGAUAUAUUUCCCACAAGGUCACGAAAGAGUGAUUGAUGACAUACCAAAUGGUGCUGCCUCUCUUACUCAAACGUAUUGGCUUCGGAGCGAGGACGGUGUUGACAAACCUCAAUCUGAUUUUCCCAUCAGCCAUAAUAUUACUUAUAGGCAAUAUUACUCAUGAAAUCAGGGGCCAAUAUUGUAUCAUAUACAGUAACACUUUGCAUAUGCACUAAAACAUGGGAUCUACUAAAUAUGUACAUUCCAUAAAUGGAUUGUGACCCUGAUAGCAUAAAUAAAUUGGAUUGUGGGUUCAGUCCUAAACGAGGAAAUCCAUAACUUUGAAUCCUGAACUGCUUUUACAGGAAAUGCAAUAUAUAUAGCAUAGCUUGUACUGAAAGUUGAAAUUGUUAAUUUAACUAGGUAUUAGGAGUACUAAAGUUUGGAAUCGUUCCCUAGUAAAUAACUGGCUUCUUCA
This is a messenger RNA of Nicotiana attenuata, 665 nucleotides long. RefSeq lists its product as uncharacterized. The record is from RefSeq and is a predicted model, not a curated record. The transcript is spliced from 2 exons. Bases 48 to 371 code for a protein of 107 amino acids. NCBI's taxonomy places the organism in Eukaryota, Viridiplantae, Streptophyta, Magnoliopsida, Solanales, Solanaceae.